GAGGCGCCGGCUCGCAGCGGCGCAGCGCUUGCCGCUUUCGGCGCCAUCUUGCCGCCGCGGGGGUAGCGGAGCACCGGAUCGUGCUGGCCCCGCCAUGCCGCACUACCAGGCCUGGGAGGAGUUCACGCGUGCUGCCGAGAAGCUCUACCUCGCCGACCCCAUGAAGGUGCGGGUUGUUCUCAAAUAUCGCCACUGUGAUGGGAACCUCUGUAUCAAAGUCACGGAUGAUGUAGCUUGUUUGCUGUAUAGAACAGACCAGGCACAAGAUGUAAAGAAGAUUGAGAAAUUCCACAGUCAGCUCAUGCGACUCAUGGUGGCAAAGGAAUCCCGCAGUGCUGCCAUGGAAACAGACUGAACUGCUGCAAAUACAAUGAGUGCUCCCGUCAUAUUUCACUGGAAGAAGAUAUCUCUUGGAUUUGAACAAAUACUGGGACAGGAGAUGCUUUCAUGAACUAAGUGGACUGAUGGCAAGUCUGCAGCAUUUCCCCUCCCACCUUCCAGGCUCUGCUUUGGAAAACUAGGGAAAUAAAUGCUUUCAGUUGAAAGCUUAUAUUUAUUUUGGGGAAUUGAACAAGAAACUAGUCUUACCCAGUAGGUAUGCUAAGAAGACAAGUAAAUAUUUAAAAUCUAUAGUACUUCAAUCUGAAUUUGAUGGGCCACAAGCUUCUUUCUGGAAAGUAACUAUUUCAUACAGGUUUCAUUGUGUUCAUACCUUAUGCUGGUAUAUUUGCACAGUGGGAAGGUUUAUUAACCUGACUAGUACUGUAGCAUGAUGACUGGAUCUAAUAAAUAUCUACAUAAAUGAUACACAUCAGUGGAGUUUAGGAGAACAGAUGUUUUCUGCACUGCAGUGUUAAAAUUGCCAUUAUGUAUUAGCGCUGUCAUUAGCAAGACUUCAGCUUUUACUAUUGAUCUUGGUCACAAGCUGUGCAUUAUCUGUGAUGCAGUUUGCAGAACACUUACAAUGGUUAAAUAAAACUUCCGUAUUUUAAAAAUGGAAGUAGAACUUCACUUGAACAUUGCUAGAGAUGGGUGAGAAACUGGGAUUUUCUUUUCUGCUUAUGAAAAUAUUAAAGAGUAGUGGCUUUUUUCCAGACUUGGAACUAUUUUAGACUAGGCAGGGGACCUUUUCCUAUCCUUGCUUCAGGCAUUGUUGAAGUAUAUCAGCAAGACAAUUUCUGGAAUCUCUUGCCUGUUGUAUUAAUAGAAAAAAAUGCAGCCAAACACUCCAGCUUCCUUAUUUUAGCAGUUUGCAAACUGCAUUUUCAGAUAUUAUAUGUGGCAGGUGGAUGUCAGCCAACUGAAUCAAUGGCUGAAAACCAGCUUAAUAAACACUUAAAAUACCACUGUCAAAAACAGACCAAUGCUUCUGUGGUUUAGACUUGUUUUUCACUGGUACUUCUGGGAAGGUGAUGGAAGGCUUUUUGCUGGAGAUCCCAGUAGCUGAAAUGGAACUUGCUCUGACUAGUUCUUGCAUACUUAAAACCAGAUGAGUAUUUUAAUGAGAUUAGCUUAUUGGCAUAACUAGACUUUUCCAGGACUAAUGUUUUGGGUUAAACCAAGCCACAAAAGUCUGUAGUGGCAUUUAUGUAACAAAACAAUUGACUGAAAUAGCUACCUGCUGUCACAUAAAAAUAAUUGAGCUACUUGGAAGUAGUAUCGUUCCCACAUUUGCCAAAGGCUUGGAAAAAAACCCAGGCUUGAAUAUUGCAUUAGAGUACCCUUUUAACUGAACAUAUGACGAUGCAUAUUGUUGGAAUAGAGCUAAAUUCCCAGUGAAGACUCACAUCCUAGUCUACAGGAGUGACUGGUGUGUAUGUAAUGGGUUUGGGUUUGUAUUGGCUUUUGAAAUACAAAUAAAUCCAGAGAGAAGGUUAAA
Neopsephotus bourkii (Bourke's parrot) is the source of this 1879-nucleotide messenger RNA. RefSeq names its product signal recognition particle 9 (gene SRP9). Lineage: Eukaryota; Metazoa; Chordata; Aves; Psittaciformes; Psittacidae. Gene Ontology annotation, cellular component: signal recognition particle, endoplasmic reticulum targeting. Gene Ontology annotation, molecular function: 7S RNA binding. Bases 95 to 355 code for a protein of 86 amino acids. Gene Ontology annotation, biological process: SRP-dependent cotranslational protein targeting to membrane; negative regulation of translational elongation. The record is from RefSeq and is a predicted model, not a curated record. The transcript is spliced from 3 exons.